AUGUCUCCCGAAUCGCUCCCCACCAUCCCAAGGGCCAAGCUUGAAGAAGUUACUACUCCGACGUCUCCUGUGUCUAGGUUCAGAAGCUACUUUAAGCACGACGUACCGUCACGGGCAAAGCCUGAACAAGUCGCCACUUCGCCUUCCCCUACGUCUGCUGGUUUCAUGGCGGGCGCUCUACCGGAAAACGAAAGCCGCUCCGACUACAUCGCAGUGGAUAGUAUGCUCGGUGCCAGUACGCACGUGGCCGUUCAACAGCAUCCUGUUCCUGCGACAGCUUCUGCGGCUGUCCUUGCUGCGUUUUAUCCACUGAUGCAGACAACGAUGAUUCCUACGCCAGACCCAAAUCCAACUCCAGCUGCUGCAUUCUCUGCCGCCUUCUCGACAAGAGCUGUCACACCUCCACCAGGAACGCCGCAGCGUGUUGUCAUCCUAGGUCCUCUCCGCAUGAUUCGCAGCCAGUGCGUGGCAAAUAUCGACACCUUGGAUGCGGUCCUUGUCUGGCUCGACCAGUACAUGGGCACAGAGCUACAAACACCUGCUUGUACCGAUACCAUGGUCUCCAACGUUGUCUAUGCCGUGAACAUCCCGAUGAGCGACGAGAACUGGCGCGACUGGAACGUAAUUCUCGACCUGUUCCCUCACGCGUCUGCUUGGCAAAAGGCGCUCACAUCGAAUGAGCCAUUCGACCAAGUCACGACGGAUCAUCACACUGCUAGGCUUUUCGUCGAGGAUGAGCCGCUCGAGGCGCUGCUGAGAGAUAUGGUCGGACAGUACAACCUCGGUGCGCAGCAUGAGCUUGGUAGACUAUGA
This is a messenger RNA of Boeremia exigua, 813 nucleotides long. RefSeq lists its product as uncharacterized. NCBI's taxonomy places the organism in Eukaryota, Fungi, Ascomycota, Dothideomycetes, Pleosporales, Didymellaceae. The transcript has 2 exons. Bases 1 to 813 code for a protein of 270 amino acids. The record is from RefSeq and is a predicted model, not a curated record.